CUCUCUCUUUCUCUUUGAUUCGUUUUUCCUUCAGAUUCAGAGCGAUGGCGGCGAGCAAUAGUGCGGCGUACAGUUUGUUAGGGGAUCUGCGAGUGUCCGUGCUAGAGCGUUAACUCGCUCUUAACCACAAAUUCGCAGAUCCGACUUGGACACGAAGGCGAACAGUCGAACACGAAGGAACUGCAAUUCUACGUUUUGUUGUAAAACUCAUUGCUAUCUAAGAGGGACGAACGAAAUAUAACCUAAAAUCUAUUUCUUGAGAUUUUUUUAAAAGGGGGAACGAAAGAGAAAGAAAAACGAAGAACAUAAAAAAUACGAUCAUUCGACAGUAAUAAAGUUAAAGAUGAAUUUCUCUCAUGCAGCUCAUAUGUCUCAUGAAAAUAUGGAUCAUGGGAGUAUGAACCAUGCUGGCAUGGAUCAUGUAAAUAUGGACCAUGCAAAUAUGAACCAUGCAAAUAUGGACCAUGCAAAUAUGGAUCAUGGAAAUAUGAAUCAUGCUGGUAUGGAUCAUAUGGCUAGGGGUAAUGUGCAGAGCUCAGCAGGUGCUACGAGUGGUUGCAAUAAUAUAGGAAUGCAUGGUAUGUCGAUGGCUUUUCAUGGCGGCUACUGCGAGACUGUACUAUUUGAAUCUUGGAAAAUAACGUCGAUCGGUGGUCUCGUUGGUUCCAUGAUUGGUAUAAUAAUUAUGGCUACUCUUUAUGAGGGUUUGAAGUAUUACCGGGAAUAUCUUUUCUGGAAGACGUAUAGUUCCUUACAAUAUAGAAGCGUUACGAUGCCUCAAGAGAAAAAUGUUGUUGCUGAAGAUAAUAGAGUUGUCCAGUGAGUUCCAAUUUCUACGUAUUAAUAAUAUUAUGGUCGGUGAGGUAAUCCAUAAACGGCCGCCCACAAUGCUGUCAUGGAUGCAUUGUUUCCAAACGUUCCUGCAUAUCAUACAAGUCAUCCUUUCUUACUUUUUAAUGCUGAUCUUCAUGACAUUCAACACCUGGCUCUGU
This is a messenger RNA of Vespa mandarinia (Asian giant hornet), 992 nucleotides long. It is a transcript of the gene Ctr1A, whose product is annotated as Copper transporter 1A. Gene Ontology annotation, biological process: copper ion transmembrane transport. Gene Ontology annotation, cellular component: membrane. NCBI's taxonomy places the organism in Eukaryota, Metazoa, Arthropoda, Insecta, Hymenoptera, Vespidae. The record is from RefSeq and is a predicted model, not a curated record. Gene Ontology annotation, molecular function: copper ion transmembrane transporter activity.